Saccoglossus kowalevskii is the source of this 2971-nucleotide messenger RNA. RefSeq names its product GTPase KRas-like. Gene Ontology annotation, cellular component: membrane. Gene Ontology annotation, molecular function: GTPase activity; GTP binding. Lineage: Eukaryota; Metazoa; Hemichordata; Enteropneusta; Harrimaniidae. The record is from RefSeq and is a predicted model, not a curated record. Gene Ontology annotation, biological process: signal transduction.
AUGGACAACAAAAUAUACGUGGCUGAGAGAAACAUCCGAUGGCAAAGUUUUGUUGAUGAAUAUGAUCCUACCAUAGAGGAUUCUUAUCGUAAACAAGUUGUUAUUGAUGGAGAGACUUGCUUGCUUGAUAUUCUUGAUACUGCAGGUCAAGAAGAAUACAGUGCAAUGAGAGAUCAGUAUAUGAGAACUGGUGAAGGCUUUCUCUGUGUGUUUGCUGUUAAUAAUGCAAAGUCAUUUGAAGAUAUUGGCUCUUAUAGAGAACAAAUAAAAAGAGUUAAAGAUGCAGAUGAUGUCCCCAUGGUUUUGGUAGGAAACAAAUGUGAUUUGCCAACGAGGGCAGUAGAUUUGAAAGAAGCUAAUACACUAGCAAAGAGUUAUGGUAUUCCUUUUAUAGAAACAUCAGCUAAAACUAGACAAGGAGUGGAUGAUGCUUUUUACACAUUGGUUCGUGAAAUUAGAAAAUAUAAAGAAAGACGAGGUAACCCUCAAAAGAAGCCUGGACGCCGGAGGUUUAAGUGCAGUAUUUUGUAAUGUAAUGAGUUGAAUGUGUUGUCAACUGUGCUUCCCUCAGUGUCGAACACUGAUCUUAUUACCGCACUGUAUAUCUUGCAAUAUUUUUAUUUUUCUCCUUUGUCUGUGCUUUUCUUGUUGAAGUAUAACAGCAGGUUUGUAAAAUAUUUUGCUUUUUUUUAUCAUUCAAGACAGUAAAUCGUUUGGAGCACCACCGCAAAGUUACCAAAAUCCAAACACUCUAAAAUAAACAUCCAAAUCACUGAUAAAUUGCCACAACCUGCAUCAUCAUAAAUUGUCAUCAGAAGUUUGUUUGUUUUUUUCUUACUGCUGGGCAUAAUCUGUAGCAAUGAAAUAAUCAGCAUACAACUAAAGAAUAAGUAUGCUUGAUAGUUGAUACAAUUUACCCAUAAAAAAUUGGUUCUUUUUGAACUUCCAAAGUUUGUUGUUUUAAAAUUUGAAUCAUAAUUUUGUCAUUAGACGAUAAAAUAUUGUUCACUGCGGUAUAACCCAGUCCCAAACAUCUGCUGAUUUACCUGAUGUAUUACUGCGUUAAAAAAAACUAUGGCCAAACACUUUUAUCAGCUUAGAACAUAACAACAAUAUUUUUUCUGCAUGGACUUUGUACUGAUUUAGCAUUACACUGUACUGUAAGUGAUACAGACUGUCAGUGUACACAGUGACAUUAGAUGCAUGAACGUCAUGCUCCUUAUUAUACCCAACCUAGAGAGCUGCUCUGUAAGUGUAAUCUCAAAGACCACACAGGACUGCAUAUCAAAAUUCGUACAGCACAGUUUUCGACAUUGUAAGAUUAUGGUGCCAGAUAUAGAAAAGGAAACUAACAAUGACCAGUAGUCAUAUUGUGUGUUUCUUACCCUCUUAUCUGGUACGCUUGAUGAUUUGAUUUCCAAACUUAGCAGGCCAAGCUAGUGGCUGCAUGUGAAAACAGUUAUGUAAUUGUCUAACAGAAUGCUGUCGCCAAUAUAUUUAGCUUAUGUUUGUGUUGUCAAUUCUGGGUCUGACUUCCUACAUGUAAUCUCAGACUAGUAAUACAAUUUGUAUUACUAGUCUGAGAUGUAAUGGAGGCAGUAUAUUGUUACAUGUGAUGUUAUUAAUUCAUUACUAUUUGGUUUAUGAACUUUUAAUCUUAAACAAUGACCUUUGACCCACAGUCGGUCUUGUGUACUUUUUAACCAUAAUUAUAGAACGUUUUUAAUCAUAUACCAUGGUGAUACAUGAAUUAUACAUUGUAACCUUUUUGCCGAAAGAAUACUGAAAUUUGACCUCUUUUGUGGAAGGUCCACACUGUAUCCAGGCUGAAUAUUCAAUUCUGAAUUCUGUGAUGUCCUAGUUAUUUGUUUACAGAGAGUAAACUAGGGAGAAAAUUGUGUGAUGUCAGUUGUUUAAAAUGAGUAAACUAGGGAGUAAAUUGUAUGAUGUCACUGUUUACAGUAAAUGGACUAGGGAGUAAAUUGUGUGAUGUCAGUUGUUUAAAAUGAGUAAACUAGGGAGUAAAUUGUAUGAUGUCACUGUUAAUUACAGAGAGUAAACUAAGAAGUCAAUCACUUGAAAUUUGAAAACAAGUUGUUUGUGCUUGUUCAAUAGCAACAAAUAGGGUACAUCUAACGGCAGAUGGAAUACUAGUUAGCUAGUCACGAUGAUGCAGAUGAACAAUGAUUUUGCAACUGUAAAUGUUGCUUCAUUUGUCCAAAAUGCAUUUGUUUGAAAAAUUGUGAUGUAUAAAUUUGCAUAUAAAGGAAUUUCCUAGGAUUGAACACUGAUUUAAAAAAAAAUGCUUUUGCACAUUUUUCAUUUUUCUUCUCUGCAAUCUUGAAUAGAUUUGUGUGAAUAGCCUAAAGCAAACUACAGAUAUAUGCAGCAAACUAAGGAGACAUUACUGACAUUGAAGUACUCCCAAGAUGCACUUCACUUCAUACGUACACAAUGUCCUGCAAAUAUCAAGAGCAAAGUUGUUAGCACAUUGUUUUUUAUAAGACGAAAAAUAGAUAAAAUGCACCGUGUGAGGGCGGUAUGCAAAUUAGGAGCUCCACUCAAGCUGUGAUAGGCUAAGAGCUAGAUAAAGUUGAAUUUCCAGGGUGCUUGAAAUCCUUCAGUAUAUACUUCGAAAAAUUAUCGUGUCAAGAUAUUCACACAAGUACUGUUAUUUAAUAAAAAAAAAUAUUUUAGUUCUGAGGUUUAAUUUAAAAUCAUGUGAAUAACACAUGAUGCAUUGUGUUACUAAAUAUUUUUGUUUUGUUUUUUUAAAAACAAACUUGUCUUCUCAGCACUUUUCCAAACAUCUGCACAGUUUCUUGAGGCGAAAGUUUUUUUAAAAUUAAAAUUGACAUGUAAGUAGAUUAUGGAUGAAAUAAUUGUGCUGUAAUUGUUUUUUUAUUUCUCUCACUCUUCAUAUUGUAUGUAUGCAUGACUGAAAUAAAUAAAAACACCUUCUUUAUAAAUA